Molecule: messenger RNA, 9721 nt
Organism: Eupeodes corollae
Lineage: Eukaryota; Metazoa; Arthropoda; Insecta; Diptera; Syrphidae
Gene: arr
Product: low-density lipoprotein receptor-related protein 6
Exons: 6
Coding region: 1270-6258 (1662 amino acids)
Molecular function (GO): protein binding
Source: RefSeq, a predicted model, not a curated record
UGACAGCGAGUAGACGAGACGCAAGAAAAUCCACUGGAUAGAAAAUCUAGGGUUUAUAUACAAAGAAAACUCUUGCAUCUCGUAAUUUUUCCAAACUAAAAUCCUCGCGUUAUACCUGAAAAAAUUAAUACCAAACAACAGCAAUAUCUCGGCCAUAUCAUAGAUUAUCUAAAAGUGCAAUAGUUUAUUAAUAUAAAUCAAUCAAAAUUUGUGUAUUAAAAAAAGACGUGAGUGAAUUUUAAGAAAUCCUUUUGUGUAGAAGAAGUAGAAAAAGAUCAAAAGUGCCGAAAAUAUAUUUUUGUGUGUUUUCAACAUUAACCAUUGCUCUCGCUCACACUUGGUUGUUUUGGGUUUGUUGCUUCAUUAUCAAGUGCUUUGUUGGAUAUAUCUUGCCUUUUCUUUCUUUCGUCCAAGUGUCGAAAUACUUUACUACAAUUUUGUGUUUGUUUAUUAUUUUUCUGAUUUCUGUUACUUGUGCCCUUCCCGCUUGUCCAUUUACGUUGGAUUUACUUUCUCAAGUGGGACAGAGACCUAUCCAGAGUCCAGACAUAUUUUUGUUUUUUCAAAAGUGCACUUUUCUAAAUUCCCUAGAAAACAAAUCAAGAAACCAUCAACCAUCCCGUGCCUGUGUCCGUCGUGAAACAUAAGGAAAAGUGUGGGAGUUUCUGGGGAAGGUGAAGAUUGAAUACCCCUUUGGGGCUGAUUGUGGUUACCCUGAACGCUACUGUAGGCAAUUUGCUUCAUGUAGAGCUCAUUUGAAGAGAACAAAUUGUGUAUCGCGCCAAGGGAAUCAAGUUUAUACAAAAAUGAUUUUUUUGUGUUUUGUUGGUAUUGUUUUAAGGUGCAUAAUGACAACGGCAUGUGAUUUGUAAUUUGUGCGCAAAGUACCUCGAGAUCCACCACCAACAUCAACAAUUCCACAUUCCGAAUCACCAACUGUCACCUUCUUGGACCAAGUGUGCCUGCGCCUUUUGUCAUCCCGAUACCAACAUCGAUAGGUACAUCUUGGCUACGUCAUAGUCAUCUGUUAUCAUCGCUUGCUGUUGCAUAUUUUUGCAUCAUUUCAAUUUCAAUUUCAUUAGUGUGUUGCACUUUGUAUCGUGUUGUGUUUUGGUAAUGCGUUGGUACGUGAAUUGUGUGUUUAUUAUGUAUUUAUAAAUAAUUUCGUGGACUUGUAAAGUUGAAGAGAACGAAAAAUUACCCCUCGCGCGAAUGAAUAAAAAGGAAGAAUUACUAAAUUUGUAAAUUUAAUUGAACAACUUUCGCCGAAUGGGAACGAGAAUGGCUUGGAAGCCAUCAGCACCUCGAGGAGAAUGGAUAUGCCAAAGUUUUGUGAUAUUAAUCGUAGGAGUUCUUCUAAGACAACGAUGUGUUCUUGCCGCCUUGGUUUCCACUACCAGCUUAACGACAACGUCAACGACGACGACAGCUUUAUCAACUACUCCAAUGGUUCACAAUUCCCCAGCAACUCUGCUCUUCACGACGUAUCGUGACAUAAAAAUGGCAAACAUAACCCGACUAGCAGGAACGCCAGCUGUUGAAGUGAUUGCAAAAGAUCUAAUGGAAACAAUGGCCAUUGAUUUUUACUACGAAAAAAAUCUAGUGUGUUGGGCCGAUUGUGGCCAAGAGAUAAUUGAGUGUAUAAAUGUUAGUGCAACAACCAGCUCGAAAGCCGUCAAACAGUCAAUAAUAUCGUCAGGGUUAGACAAGCCUGAAGGAUUAGCUAUUGAUUGGUAUACUGACAAGAUCUAUUGGACCGAUGGCGAAACGAAUCGAAUAGAAGUUGCAACACUAAAUGGCAAAUAUCAGAAGGUCCUUUUCUGGGCAGAUUUGGAUCAACCUCGUGCGAUAGCUUUGGUUCCGAAAAGUCGCCUAAUGAUCUGGACCGAUUGGGGAGACAAUCCUAAAAUAGAAAGAGCCAGUAUGGAUGGAGAUCCAUUUUCGAGGAUGACUCUGGUUAAGGAUGAUCUUUUCUGGCCAAAUGGCCUAACCGUGGACCUUGAAAACGAACUAAUCUACUGGGUCGAUGGAAAGUUAUUGUUCUUGGAUGUGAUGAAUUUGGACGGCAGUGGACGUAGAACGGUGAUUAACAACCUUAAAUAUCCCUACAGUUUGACGUUCUUUGAUCAACGCCUAUAUUGGACAGAUUGGUCUGUGGGAUCAAUCAAUACAUACGAUUUAGUCACCAAAGAAAUGAAGGAAUUGAUCGACACUCCGGAAUUUCCUAUUGCUGUGAGAGCAUGGGAUGGUUCUUUGCAGCCUUUUGAGGAUAAUCCAUGUGCUCAAAACAAUGGAAACUGUUCUCACCUUUGCCUACUAUCUACUAAUUCUCAGGGUUAUAGCUGCGCUUGUCCGACAGGAGUCAAACUCCUCACGCCAUAUACUUGUGCGAAUGGCUCCCAGGAGAUGCUUUUUCUAGUACAACGGACCCAGAUUAGUAAAAUAUCUUUAGAUCUGCCUGAUUUUACCAUAUUUCCGUUAAGCCUUGGUAAAGUGAAAUAUGCAAUUGCCAUCGAUUAUGAUCCAGUGGAAGAAUACAUAUACUGGUCAGAUGUGGAACUCUUCGCGAUACGUCGAGUCCAUCCUGAUGGUACGGGGCUGCAAGACUUUUUAACCUCCGAAGUGAAACAUCCAGACGGACUGGCAGUAGACUGGUUAGCUAGAAAUCUCUACUGGACAGACUCAGAAACUGAUCGCAUUGAAGUUUGCCGACUUGAUGGCUCAGCAAGGAAAGUUUUAAUCUAUGAGCACUUGGAAGAACCAAGGGCGAUUGCCUUGGCACCAAGUCUCGGCUGGAUGUUCUGGAGUGAUUGGAAUGAAAAGAAACCAAAAGUUGAACGAUCAUCUCUCGAUGGAUCAGAGAGAGUUGUGCUGGUUUCUGAAGACCUGGGCUGGCCAAAUGGAAUUGCAUUAGAUAUUGAAGCGAAGACAAUUUAUUGGUGUGACGGAAAAACAGACAAGAUUGAGGUUGCUAGCAUGGACGGGUCUGAUCGGAGAGUAGUCAUCAGUGAGAAUCUGAAGCAUCUUUUUGGACUCAGUCUUUUAGAUGACUAUCUGUAUUGGACCGAUUGGCAACGUCGGUCAAUUGAUCGAGCACAUAAAAUUACAGGGAAUAAUAGAAUUACUGUAGUUGAUCAAUUUCCAGAUUUAAUGGGACUGAAAGUGACCCGCUUAAGAGAAAUAAAAGGAACUAAUGCUUGUGCAAUUGACAACGGAGGUUGUUCUCACCUUUGUCUUAAUAGACCUCGUGACUAUGUUUGCCGGUGUUCAAUCGAAUAUGAACUUUCAAAUGACAAGAAAACAUGUGUCAUUCCUGAGGCGUUUCUUUUGUUCUCCCGCCAGGAGCACAUAGGUAGGAUUUCUAUCGAUUAUAACGAAGGAAAUCAUAACGAUGAUGUUAUUCCCUUCAAAAACGUUCGCGAUGCACAUGCUCUUGACGUGGACGUGGUAGAACGUAGAAUAUAUUGGACAGACCAAAAGUCAAAGUGUAUUUAUAGAGCUUUUUUGAAUGGUUCCAUUGUGCAGCGAAUAGUUGAUGCUGGAUUGAUUCGGCCAGAGGGAAUUGCUGUCGAUUGGCUGGCACAUAACAUUUACUGGACAGAUUCUGAAGCGAGGCGUAUUGAAGUUGCUCGACUAGAUGGAACCAGUAGAAAAGUAUUACUUUGGAAGGGAAUCGAAGAGCCACGCAGCUUGGUAUUGGAUCCAAAAAAAGGAUACAUGUAUUGGACGGAAUCCCCAUCAGAUUCUAUUCGACGAGCUGCAAUGGACGGGUCUGAAUUAAUGACCAUAAUAUCAGCAGCCAACCAUGCAACUGGACUAACAUUGGAUCCAGAAACAAGACGUCUUUACUGGGCUUCACAGAGCAGACCAACUAAAAUAGAAUCGGCUGAUGCCGAUGGAAAAAAGAGACAAGUUCUUGUUGGAACAGAUGUGGACGAGCCAUACGCAGUGUCACUCUAUCAAGACUAUGUUUACUGGAGUGAUUGGAACACUGGUGAUAUUGAAAGAGUUCACAAAAUUACUGGACAGAACAGAAGCUUAGUGCAUAACGACAUGACAUACAUUAGUUCUCUCUUGAUUUUUUACAACAAUCGGCAGACUGGAACUAACGUUUGUCGCAAUAAUAACGGCGGAUGUUCACAUUUGUGUCUGGCACUGCCAGGCAGACGAUCAAUGACUUGUGGAUGUCCAACGCAUUUUACAUUAGCUAAAGAUAACGUGGGAUGUUUACCACCAAGGAAUUAUAUCAUAUUCAGUCAGCGGAAUUCGUUUGGACGUUUGCUUCCCAACACUUCGGACUGUCCUGAUGUUCCACUUCCAGUAAGCGGGAAGAAUGUUCGAGCUGUGGAAUAUGAUCCCAUUACAAAUCAUUUAUAUUGGGUUGAGGGUCGAAGCCACAGCAUCAAAUGGUCACCAGUAAAUGGCACAAGAAUCACAACUUUAGUUGGAUCAGGUUCGCAGCCAUUCGAUAUUGCAAUUGAUGUCAUUGGACGACUUCUCUUUUGGACUUGUUCACAUACAAACACUAUAAAUGUCACAAAUUUUAAAGGAGAAUCAAUUGGAGUGAUUGACACUGGUGAUUCGGAAAAACCACGAAACAUUGCCGUUCAUGCUAUGAAGCGUCUUCUGUUUUGGACAGACGUCGGCAGUCAGCAAGCGAUUAUGCGUUCCCGAGUUGAUGGUGCGGAACGUGUGAUUUUGGCAUUCAAAUUAGAAGGUGUCACUGCUUUGGCUGUGGAUCAACAAACCGAUAUGGUUUUCUAUGCCCAUGGAAAACGAAUCGAUUCGAUGGACAUAAAUGGCAAGAAUAAGAAAAUACUCGUAUCUACGCAUAUAAGUCAAGUUAUUUCUAUAGCUGCAUUGCAAGGAUUUGUUUAUUGGCUCGAUGACAAGACUGGUGUUGAGCGGGUAACAGUAACUGGAGAAGGCAGACGACCUGAGAUUCAACGACUUUCUCAAAUCACUGAUAUUGUAGCUGUAUGGACACCAGAAUCAAAGCUCUUCCGAAAUCAUACAUGUUUACAGGCUAAAAAUAAGUGUUCGCACAUUUGUAUCGCAUCAGCAGAAGGUCGCUCAAGAGAUAUCUGCUCAUGUCCACAAGGUUUAAUGCUUUUGGAGGACAAACAAAACUGCAGUGCUCUUCCUGCAUGUGGUCCCGACUAUUUUACCUGUGCAGCGCCAGUUUCGGGCAGUGGACCUAAUAACGACCACAAUAAAGAUUGUAUUCCAGCUUCUUGGCGAUGUGACGGUCAAAACGACUGUCCCGACAAAUCGGAUGAAGUUGGAUGUCCGUCUUGUCGGCCCGAUCAAUUUCGAUGUCAGUCGGGUGAAUGCAUCGAUAAGAAUCUUGUAUGUGACGGAACUACAAACUGUGCCAAUGGCCAUGACGAAGCAGACUGCUGCAAGCGUCCCCAAGAUUUCCAAUGCCCCAUCAACAAAGUUUGUAUUGCUUCUUCAGAUCUUUGUGACGGCUGGGAUCAUUGUGCUGAUGGAGCUGAUGAAAAUCCCGAAAUUUGUAGUCAAACUAACCAACGGCCUAGUGUAAUUGUGCCAGCUUCUGAUAAAAAAGCAUUCAUGAUCCUCAUAGUAGCGACAAUGAUUACCAUUUUCUCCAUUGUCUAUAUACUACAGUUUUGUCGUUCUCGCUUGGGUAAAAAUCGCAACGAACCAAAAGACGACCAGGCCUCUGAUCCCCUCUCGCCAACUUUGAGCAAAAGUCAACGUGUUUCUAAAAUAGCGUCUGUUGCUGACGCAGUUAGAAUGUCAACGCUUAAUAGCCGAAAUAGCAUGAACAGUUACGAUCGUAAUCACAUCACAGGCGCCUCCAGCUCAACUACAAAUGGCAGCAGCAUGGUUGCGUAUCCCAUAAACCCCCCGCCUAGUCCAGCAACCCGAAGCCGGAGACCUUAUCGACAUUAUAAAAUCAUCAAUCAGCCACCCCCACCGACGCCGUGCUCCACUGACAUAUGCGACGAAAGCGAUUCGAAUUACACUAGUAAAAGCAAUAGUAAUAAUAGCAAUGGUGGGUGUGUGGGAGGUGGCAGUAGCGGUGCCACUAAAUUGUCUUCCUCAGCACAGUACAAUUACGAUAGUGAACCAUAUCCACCGCCACCUACUCCCCGAUCACAUUAUCACAGCGAUGUGCGAAUAGUACCGGAAAGUUGUCCGCCAUCGCCGAGUUCGAGAAGUUCCACGUACUUUUCUCCAUUACCACCACCACCUUCACCAGUGCAAUCACCCAGUCGGGGGUUCACGUAACAGUUCGAGAUUUUCAUGUAAGAGUUUUUUUUUAGUGUAAAAAGUUAAGCUUCUAUAUUUUAGGAAGAAAAAAUAAGUUUUUACUGUUGAAAAUGCAUAUGUUCUGUAUCUUUUUUUGAGAAAAAAAAACUCUCAAAGAAAAAGAUACAAAUGUCUGGAAAACGAUGUGCCAAAUAUACAAAAAGUUUGAAUGAGAAGUGAUUAUUUAAAGCAUUAUGACAGAUAGAAAAGGCGCAUAAUUUACGAAAAUGUAUUAUUUUACACAUAUGCCCACUUCUGUGAUGAGAACGUUAUGUCAGGCAUAAACCAUAUGGACAUUACGUUACUUUAAUAUCUUCAAAAAUAACUAUGUUAAUUUUAAAUUGAUUUAAUCCAUAUCACUAUUAUGUGUUAAAGUUCAUUUUUAAGCUUUUGAUUUUAUAAAUUAAUUAUUUUGACAAUUCAAUAUAAAUGAAAUGAAAUUUUUGAUAGUUGGGCAUUUUCAUUGCCUAAAAUAUUGUUAUUUCAAUUUAUCCGUCCCGCAAAAAUGUAUACAAAAUGUAUUAGAGUAGGUCUAUACAUUUGUUGUACAAGUUAACUUCAAAAAGAUCGCUUUACAAAAAACUGUGCAAUUGUACAAACUGUCAAAGUUAAUUUUAAUCUAUUCUUAAAUCAUGUCCCUACUGAAAUUAUAGAUAAUCAAAGUUUAUAGAUAAUAAAACAAAGAUAGUUCAAAGUUCAAUGGCUGCGUUCAAUCUCGUGUUGGAUAGGGUAUCUUGGAUAGGUGGAUUUUUAGAUACGUUGUUGAACGAGUUAGAUAACUGUAUUGAGAUAGCUCUCAACUAUUAAAAACAACUUUCAGCUAUUCACAAAAAGCAGAGAAACAUUUAAGCUUCGAAGUCAUAAUGUUGUAAGAUAAAAUAUUUAAGGGAUAAUUCAAUUGAUUCGUCGGACGAUGAGGAAUUGAUAGGUGGGUAACAAUUUAAUAAAUAAGAGAUAACCUUCAACUUCAACUAACUUUUUGUAUCCUUUUGUUUACAAACAAAUACAAAAAGCUGAAUUCAAUGGUCGCAUUCAAAAAGCUAGUGGCUACGUAGUCAAGCGAUUCUGAUUGGCUAAAUCUAACUACAAAAGUAGUUGAAAUUUCCCCUUCGACGUAGUGUUAAAAAUUCGGCUACAAAGUUAGUGGAGACUGGUUUUGACGUUUCGUAAUCAGCUGUUCGGUAAAGACACACCAAUUCAAAAUUAAAUAAAUCGUUCAGUAUUUAAAUACAAAUACAAAUCAUUCAAAUUGUGUUCUAAAUUUGAUUUUAUUGAAUUUAAAAGCACAAAAACACAAUAAUAAUAUGACAGUUUUAGAUUUACUAGCUUUGUAGUGUAGUUUUGCAUUCACAAAGCUAGUUGAAUUUUGACUACGUAGCCACUAGCUUUGUGAACGCUACCAAUUUUCAAGUUUCUUGAAAUUCAACCAUGAGUUGAAUCAGCUGUUCUGUCAGAUACCUACGAGUAUAUUCUUGGAUACCUUUGGAUUCCUUUCUUGACAUAUCAGAUGUUUUUGAUCAGCUCUUAUUUUAGACGUAAAACACUAACAAAAAGGUAUCCGGAUACCCUAUCUGUUUGAAAUUCAACGCAGCCAAUGUGAUUUAUUUGAGUGACAUCCAAUGAUGUUUUGGUCGUCAACAUAAGAGGCUACCAAACGAGAAUUGUAAUAAUCUGUAUUCGUGGGAUAAGACUUCAGCUCCUUACAAUUUGUCUUUGAUGAUCGGAGCCUGCAUCACAUUGUUCAUCAGUUUUUUAAGAGACAACAACUGCACAAUUUUGGAAACUAUGAUUCCAAAACAUAGUUAUCCACCCACCGUCAGCUCUAAACUAUGCAGCAGAGUUCCUGGAACAUCAAACGAGUUCAAAAUUUACGUCGUCAGCCUUUCAAUAAAUUUGUAAGAACGAAAUUCCAGCUAUCGAAGUUCUUAUUCAUCGAUGCUAGUAGUUUCGUUUAAACUUCAUGGAAUUAAGACUAGAAGAUUGAUCUCUUAGCAAUUUGAAUAUAUUUCGUCUAUCGUGCUUUACAUACUUGUGUAUCUUGGAUAUAAUAUUUAAUAUUUUAUUUAAAUCAGAUCCGAAUCGACUGAAUUUGGAUUAGUAUCUCCAAACGAAAAUGUAUUGGUUCUGAUGAGGCUUGGUGAACUCUUACCUGCCCUCCAAAUUUGUUUUCGGAAUUUCAGUCUUUGAGGAAAUAUUGAUAUCAAUUCGUUUUGAAUUGCUCUUUUACACAUAAAAGGGAUCAAAAUUUUAACUCACUAUAAAGUUCUGAACUUUUCGAAGUGCAUAAUUCACCAUCUUCCUACAUUGACCUACCCUUAGAUUUGUGUGUAAGACUUUUCUACUCACCAUUUUGCGCACAUUUCUUAACAUCCUUUAUGAUUAAAAACAUGUAACUACCUCAACAACUUUUAAAUACCCAUUAUUUUCAAUAUUGACCUUUCUGCCUGUCAAAUGCUUUGAUUAAAAACUACUACCGAACACCCAAACGAGCUUAUAACUGUUAAUAAUAUAUUUAUAAUCUAUCACUUAUAUUUUUAAUAAGAGAAAUGUAAAAUAAGAUGUAAAUAGUUUAUUUUCGUAUUGAAAUAAAAUUUAAGAGUAAAAUAGGAAUACAAAACUUACAUACAAUUAUCUCUUUAACCAAAAAGUGCCUCAUUUUUAUAAAAAAUAAAAAUAAAAUAAAAACAACUUAAAUAUUAUUAACGAAAAUCACUUAGAUAAAUUAUAUUAAAUUUUUAAAUAUGUAUUGUAUGUAAUUAUUUAUGUUAUAACCUACAACAAAAUUUUCAAACUUGUUUUCUAUUAAUAUUUUUAGUUAAUUAAAAUCGUUGUUAUUCCGAUAUAGAUUUAAUUUUUCUAAAAAAACAACGACUAAAUUGUUAAUUUUGUUUAGUACAAAAAAAUAAGAAAAUUUUAUAUUUACCAUGAAUAUAUAUCCAUUUUGAUUCAUAUUUUUAGCUGAUAGUACCGGUAGCUAUAGCUUUAAAUUGUAUCGUUUUUGUAAUUCAUACAUUGUAAUUUAAUUAAUAACAACUUAAAGAAAGUAAUCAAGUUAAACAAAAAUAGUUGUGUGUCAAAUUAAAAGCAAGGAAAAAAGCAAUUUGUAUGUUAAUUUUAAUAAAUUGCAAUUUAAUGUUGAAAGACUGAAUAGUAACAAAAAUGAUAGAAAACAGAAAAGGAUUCAUGACGUCGAAAUUUCUUUGAAAAUUUUGUAAAUGUGUCGCCAAAACUUGCAAAAGUUGAAACCUGUUAAAAUACAUCCUUCGUAGGUGUAAUAGGAAUUUAAAAAAAAGAAUUAAAAACGAGAGAAUGAAGAUGAAAAUUGUAUCAAUAUUUGUACAGUGUAUUAUUGGAUUUGUAAGUGCUAUAUUAUAUAUUAAAACAAACAUUGUAACUGUGUAAUUAAUCAAAAUGAAAAUAAAAAAAUAAUUUUAUAUUUUAA